Messenger RNA from Sphenostylis stenocarpa, 237 nucleotides. NCBI's taxonomy places the organism in Eukaryota, Viridiplantae, Streptophyta, Magnoliopsida, Fabales, Fabaceae. The record is from the annotation of a GenBank genome assembly.
AUGGCCACCUCAUUGUCCCCUGUCUUGACAACGGAAUCUCCCGCCAAAAGUGACCCAUUCAUCACCAAAACCCAUCGGGCCAAAAUGGUUGGUUAUACAGUAGUCUUUCAAAGGGUCCUAGCAAUUCUGGUUUUUGUACCAUCUACAGUUAAGAGAUUGGUGAUGAGACAUGCAAACAGAGCCAGAGAGAAAGGGAGUGAUGAGGUGAGAUUUUGGGUCAUUGUUGUGGGAUUGUAA